AUGCAGACCCCGUCUCCUCGGAAGCUUGUAAAGAAGGCGCGCUACUACAGCCAUGCGCUCUCCGACGAGGACAAGCAGGCUCUUAUCGUGGGCGAGAAAAACCACAACCUCAAGGAGUGGACGCCGAAGGAUUUGGUCAACCACCACGAGUCUCGCUCAGCGCUCCUUCCGCAUGGCAUGGAAAAGCCAGACAAGACCCACGCACCUGCAGACAUCGACCAAGACACGCAGCAGAGCCAGCGGUCUCUUUCCAAACUGGCAGACAAGGAGAACGAGCCUACUUACACCGAGACGCAGCAGAGCUCUCAGUCGCUGCACGAUCUUCGUUCCUCAAGCAUGCCCCCACCACAACUUCCGCCCAUCUCACUGACCCCUCUGCUCUUUCCCGACCAUCCUCCGCUAGAGCUGCGAGCAGUCCACACCCGAGCUUCGAGUAGCGGCGACUACUUCUCACGCACGCCCGGUGCGCCCUCAUCGCAUCCGUCUUCUGGCCGUAACUCCGGUACAUCGAGCCGCGUGCGCAGCCCGUUGUCCAAGGAGUUUCAGCCGUUCCAGCAUAAUCCCCAGACGACGUUUGAUGCUUUCCUCGCACCCCAUAAGCUGGGCAAGGGCGAGGCGUAUCGCGACUCUGAUAAUGCGAAGAAGCCGAAGACGCCGAAGAAUUCGCCGGUAGGUAGUCCUAAGACGUCUCUUCGUCGGCUGAGCAAGAUGCCGUCUAUGCCGUCUUUGCGAAAGUGGAGCCCGCAGCCUGAUACUUCUGCGGAGGAGUAG
Molecule: messenger RNA, 771 nt
Organism: Cucurbitaria berberidis CBS 394.84
Lineage: Eukaryota; Fungi; Ascomycota; Dothideomycetes; Pleosporales; Cucurbitariaceae
Exons: 2
Coding region: 1-771 (256 amino acids)
Source: RefSeq, a predicted model, not a curated record